Molecule: messenger RNA, 956 nt
Organism: Rhopalosiphum maidis (corn leaf aphid)
Lineage: Eukaryota; Metazoa; Arthropoda; Insecta; Hemiptera; Aphididae
Gene: Tsp2A
Product: tetraspanin-2A
Exons: 5
Coding region: 1-744 (247 amino acids)
Cellular component (GO): membrane
Source: RefSeq, a predicted model, not a curated record
AUGACUGUGGUGAGUGCCCAGAAUGCUCUAGCCAAAGCCGCAGCCAAAUUGGAGAAACACAUUAACCUGUUGAAGUACACGAUAUUUUGUAUAAGCGUCGUAAUAUGGAUAAUGGGAAUAUUUUUAUGGGGUUACGUGGUGUACUCAAGACUCGAUACGACACUUCAAGAAUGGAUCGACGCUCUUGAAAUCUGGCAAGUUUAUUUAGGAAUGUACGUGUUGAUAUUUGCGUCUAUUGUAGUAAUCAUAGCUCCGUUUUUGUCAUGUUUUGCUGUCUAUCAGGAACUCAGCCAACUACUUAUGGCGAACGCUGGCGUACAUCUGUUUUCGUUUUUUGUCCUGUUAUUUGGAUCCGCUAUAUUACUCGAAAACACCACAACGGGAUCUGGAAUCGUACCAGCAAUCAGGGAAAGCAUGAUGAACUUGAUAAUGCAAUCGCAAAACGAAGCCGCUACAAAUACGUUAAACAUGAUCCAAGAAUCGAUCGGUUGUUGUGGAGCGGAUGGACCCAAUGACUAUUUGACGCUGAGAAAAGCAUUACCUACAGAAUGCAGGGACACGGUAACCGGUAACGCGUUCUUCUACGGAUGUGCUGAUGAAGUUACCUGGUUCUUGGAAGACAAAUCCCGGUGGACCACCAACAUAGCAAUAUCGAUAGCCGCUUUGGAGAUGCUCAUAUCCGUUCUGAGUCUGAUUUUAGUCAAGGCUUUGCAAAAGGAAGAAAAAUUCAACUACAACCGAUGAUAGAAGAUCAUUAAUUAGUUAUUUUUAUUUUCACAUACAGAAAUCAUGCCAUUACGAGUAUAAUAAAAAGAAAACUUUCAUAGAACGAUCAAUUAAACAAACAUAAUUUUAUACUAAGUAUUACCUAAUGUUUUUAUUAAUUUUUAUGCAAGUGGAUAUAAUACUACUUCAUAUUUGCAAAAAUAAAUCAAAUUAUUUUCUUUUUUUACGUA